Molecule: messenger RNA, 11521 nt
Organism: Hyaena hyaena (striped hyena)
Lineage: Eukaryota; Metazoa; Chordata; Mammalia; Carnivora; Hyaenidae
Gene: DCHS2
Product: dachsous cadherin-related 2
Exons: 20
Biological process (GO): homophilic cell-cell adhesion
Cellular component (GO): cell-cell junction; plasma membrane
Molecular function (GO): calcium ion binding
Source: RefSeq, a predicted model, not a curated record
CAAGCUGGCAGUUACCCGGGAGCCUUCCCCAGGAGCUGGCGGAGGAAUGAGCCCUUCUGGGAGGAGGAUGGGCGAAGGGCACCCGGAGCAGGGGGCUCCGGCCGGGAGGCGCCUUCCGAUGCCCGGGAGGAGAGGGUCGCCCCGCCGGCUGCCGGGCGGCGGCGCCGCCGCGCGGGCUCAGCGCCUCCUGGUCGGGCUCUUCCUGCACGCGUGGCUGUGGGCGGCUUCGGGGUCCUCUGCCCAGGUGUUCAACCUCAGCCUUUCCGUGGACGAGGGGCUUCCUCCGGAGACUCUGGUAGGUGACAUCCGCGCGGGGCUGCCCGCUGCGCAGCAGCAGGAGGCGGGCGGCUUCUUCCUAUCCGAGGACUCCGAUGACUCACCACUGUUGGACGACUUCCACGUGCAUCCGGACACCGGCAUCAUCCGCACGGCGCGGUGCCUGGACCGCGAGCGGCGGGACCGCUACAGCUUUGUGGCCGCCACGCUGCUGGGCGCCGUGGUGCAGGUGGAGAUCCUCGUCAACGACGUGAACGAUCACUCCCCCAGCUUUCCCCGCGACUCCCUGCAACUCGACGUCUCGGAGCUCAGCCCUCCAGGUACCGCCUUCCGCCUGCCGGGUGCCCACGACCCCGACGCCGGCCUGUUCAGCACACAGGGCUACACCCUGGUGCAGCCGUCCGACCUCCGUGAGGACCCCGCAGGGCCGUUUUUCCAGUUACGCUACGGCACUCCGGGGUCACCACCGUCGUCGGCGUCGCCCCUGGAGCCCCUGGACCUGGUGCUGUUGCGGCGCUUGGACCGAGAGACGGCGGCGGCGCACGAGCUGCAGAUCGAGGCGUGGGACGGCGGGCGCCCGCGGCGCGCGGGCCGCCUGCGCGUGGAGCUGCGCGUGCUGGACGAGAACGACAAUCCCCCGGUCUUCGAGCAGAGCGAGUACCGCGCCGCCGUGCGCGAGGACGCUCGGCCGGGGGCCGAGGUCUGUCGCGUUCGCGCCACCGACCGUGACCUGGGGCCCAAUGGCCAAGUGCACUACGGCCUCCGCGCCCGGCAGGCGCCCGGGCCGGGGGGCGAUGCGGCCUACUUCGCCGUGGAGGAGCUGAGCGGCGUGGUGCGCCUACAGAAACCGCUGGACCGCGAGGCACAGACCUGGCACCAGCUGGUAGUCGAGGCCCGCGACGGAGGGGCCGAGCCCGAGGUCGCCACGGUGCGCGUGUCCAUCGCGGUGCUGGACGUGAAUGACAACCCGCCCGCCCUUCACCUGCUCUUCCUCACCGAGGGUGGCGCCGCUCGCGUUUCCGAGGGCGCCGCGCUCGGCGACUAUGUGGCUCGCGUCUCCGUGUCCGACGCGGACGGGGACCCCGAGCAGGAUGAGGGGGCCAUCGGUGAACCCGGUGUGGGACUCGGGGGCGGAAGCAUCUCGUUGUCCCUGGAGGGAGGGGAUGGAGCCUUCGCGUUGCGCUCUGGCGGCUCCCCGGGGGUAUUUUUCCUCUGCGUCGAAGGGCCCCUGGACCGAGAGAGCCGCGACCUGUAUGAUUUGCGGCUGGUCGCCACGGAUGCGGGCGCCCCGCCCCUGAGCACCGAGGAAACGCUGCUGCUGCGGAUCGCCGACCUCAACGACCAGCCGCCUCUCUUCAGCCGGGAGCGUUACCUGGCCUCGGUGUCAGAGGCCGCGGCCCCCGGCACCGCGGUGGUGCGGGUCAGCGCCUCUGACGCGGACGAGGCUGGCACCGACCACGCGCGGCUGCGCUACGCACUGGUCCACCUGCCCGUUGGCUGCAACCCGGAAGGCGCGCGGCCCGCAGCGGAGUGCGGGCCGUCCUUCGCUAUUGAUCCUGAAAGCGGCGUGAUCAGCACUAUCCGGAGCCUGGACCGCGAGGUCCAGGAGGCAGUAGAGUUGCGAGUGGUAGCCCAGGACCUCGGAGAGCCCCCGCUCUCCGCCACCUGCCUGGUGAGCAUCACCGUGGACGACGUGAACGACAACGAGCCCAUCUUCAGGAGGCAGGUGUACAACGCCACCCUGGCGGAGCAUGCCCCAGUUGGACACUGCUUUUUGCAGGUUAAAGCUUCUGAUGCAGAUGCAGGACUCUAUGGCUUUGUUCAGUAUUCUCUUUAUGACGGAUUCCAAAGCUAUGACACAUCUCAGGCGUUCCAGAUCGACCCACAAGAUGGGCGAAUCUGUGUUUCUCAAGAGAUCGACAGGGAAAGGGAUCCAGCCACCUAUGACCUCUUGGUGAAAGCUAAGGAUGGGGGGGGACUAAGUGCCCAAGCUUUUGUUCGUGUGGAAAUAGAGGACGUGAAUGAUAAUGAACCUGUCUUUAACCCAUCAACCUACGUGAUGAGCAUUAGUGGCCAGACCCAACCAGGCACCGAGAUCAUCAAUGUCCUUGCCACUGACAGAGAUUCUGGGAUAUAUGGAACAGUGGCCUAUGAACUCGUUCCCGGAGACCUGUCAUCCCUUUUCGCCAUCGACUCCACUACAGGAAUUAUUUACUUAACAUCAACUCUUAGUCAUUUGGACGCUACUACACUUUUGCUGAUGGUCUGUGCUCGAGAUGGUGGCGGGCUCACAUCCAUCAUUAAUGCCGACAUCACUAUACACGUUCUUCAGACAAUGCUGGCGCCUGCUGAAUUUGAAAGGCCUAAGUAUACUUUCUCAGUUUAUGAAGAUGUACCUGAAGACAGUCCUGUGGGAACAGUGAAAGCAAAAGAGUCCUGGAAUUCCUCGGAGCCAGUUUCUUACAGAAUCUCCUCUGGUGAUCUGGACAGAAAGUUCUCUAUUCACCCAUGGCUGGGUGUCAUUCGAACCCAGAAGCCUCUGGAUCAUGAAACUCAGCCCGUGGUUGUGCUCACAGUGCAAGCACAGCUCGGCGGCUCCCCCGCCUACAGCAGUACAGAGGUCAACAUAACUGUAAUCGAUGUCAAUGACAACCACCCAGUAUUUCCCAAAGCCUCUGAUGAGGUGAAAAUAUCCCAGACCACUCUGCCUGGCACAGCCUUGUACCUUGCCCGUGCACAGGACAAAGAUAGCGGGCAGAAUGGAUUCAUCCGAUACACCAUUGCAAACCAGAAUCCAAGCAUCUUUUCCAUUGACUCGGGGCUUGGUGUGGUGUACCUCAAUGAGAGUCUGGGAAGUGACGCGCCCCAGAAGUGCACGCUAACUGUCAUGGCCCAGGACCUGGGCGUUCCUCCUCGGGCAUCCCUAUUAGUGCUGACAGUCGUGAUCGAAGGACAAAUGCAAAGCCCGUCUUUGACUUUUGCAAACUUGGUCUAUCAAGUGGAAGUUAGUGAGUCUCUCUCACUCAUGACCCAAAUACUGCAAAUACAGGCCUACCCACUUGGGCCACAGCGCGCAAACUCGGAGCUCCUGUACUCGCUGGGACUCAGCGCAGACUCUGCCGUGUUUGGCAUCCGCCCUCACACGGGUUGGAUUUAUUUGCGGCGACAGCUUGACUAUGAAUCCACACAGACAUAUAAUUUUAGGGUGUUUGCCUGGACCCCGGAGGACAGAUUGUCGCAAAAUGUGAGCACUUCAGUAAUUGUUCAUGUCCUGGAUGAGAAUGACAAUUCCCCUACCUUCUUGCAUGAUGUGUUGUUUUUGAAAGUGGAGGAGAGCCCCGUUCCCCAAGGGGUAAUAGGCAAAAUUACAGCAAUUGACAGAGACUCGGGAAAGAAUGGACAGCUGUCAUAUUUCCUUUUGUCUGAUGGAAAAUUCUUCAAGAUGAAUCCUAAUACAGGCGAAUUGCUCAGUUGGGUGGCAUUGGACCAUGAGCAUCAGGUGCACCAUCAGGUGACCGUCUUAGUGACCGACCAUGGCUCCCCACCACGAAACACCAGCAUGGUGGUUUAUGUCUCAGUCACUGACAUCAAUGACAACAAGCCAUAUUUCCCACAGUGUCUCCCUGGAAAGGAAUUGCACGUCAAGGUUCUGGAAAGUCAACCAGUAAAUAUGUUGGUUACAACUGUGUUUGCAAAGGAUUUUGACGAAGGAAACAAUGCAGAAAUUGUAUAUUCAAUAUCUUCAGAAGAUAGUUCUGAUCACUUCAAGAUCGAUGCCAACAGUGGUGAAAUAAGAACAACCACAAUACUUUCACAUGACCACAGACCCUCUUACAGGAUGACCGUAUUUGCCAGUGACCAGGGAGAGCCUCCUCUUCAAGGACAGGCCAUCAUUAAUAUCCAGGUGAUACCACUGUCUUAAGGGAGAGCUAUCAUUUCUCAGAAUAUUAGACACUUAGUUUUACCGGAAAACUUGAAGCCUGCAAAAAUAAUGAGCUUGAUAAAGUCACCCGAUCACCUUCAGCAACAUCAUAAUGGAAAGUUACAUUUUAGUAUUGCUGCAGAUGACCAGGAUGGUCACUUCAAAAUUGACAGCUCAACAGGUGACUUAUUCCUUUCUAAGGAACUUGAUUAUGAAAUGACAUCGCAUUAUUUAUUCAGGGUGGUUACUAAAGACCAUAGCAAAACCCCUCCCCUGAAUAGCACAGUCUUCCUUAGUAUUGAUGUGGAGGAUCAGAAUGACCAUUCCCCGUCUUUCCAAGAGGAGCUCAUUGUGAUAAGCGUGAAGGAGAAUGUCCCUAUAGGGACACUGGUGCAUGUCUUCAAUGCCAAAGAUGGAGAUGGCAGUUUUUUGAACAGUAGAAUUCAAUACUUCAUCGAAUCCCACCACCCUGGAACGAGUCCAUUUCUCAUCCACCCCUCAUUUGGCACAUUAGUCACCGCAUCCCCCCUUGACAGAGAGAGAGUUCCAGCUGUCGUCCUGACAAUAACAGCAUCCGAUCAGGCUGUGAAUGUGACAGACCGGCGCGUGGGAUCACUGAUGGCAAAGGUGGUGAUUUUGGAUGUAAAUGACCACAGCCCCACUUUUAUGUCUUUUCCCAUUGCCCACAUCAAAGAGGAUGCCACAGUGGGCUCCUUGGUGCACCACAUAACUGCUCAAGAUCCAGAUGAAGGAAGGAAUGGAAGAGUAACAUACAGCAUCCUUUCAGGAAAUGAAAACAUGGCCUUUAUGCUAGAUGAGUCAUCAGGCUUACUAACAACAACUUGUCCUUUGGACUAUGAAAUAAAAACUCAGCACGUCCUGACCCUUCUGGCCCUGGAUGAUGGCGUACCCGCGCUUUCUUCAUCCCAGACUUUGACAAUUACUGUUCUUGAUGUAAAUGAUGAGGCACCAGUAUUUCAGCAGAACUUGUAUGAAGCUUCAGUUAAAGAAAACCAAAAUCCAGGGGAGUUUGUCACAAGGGUCGAAGCUAUGGACAGAGAUUCAGGAAUCAAUUCCAAGUUUCAGUUUGAAAUCAUGCCAGGUGCUUCAUCUGAGUUGUUCAAGAUAAAUCCUGACACUGGAGAGGUAGUGACAACCACCACACUUGACAGAGAAUCUCAGGAAGUUUUCACCCUUCGAGUGCUUGUGCGAGAUGGAGGAGUCCCUUCAUUAUCUGGCACCACCACAGUUCUCUGCACUGUGGAAGAUGAAAACGAUCACGCACCACAGAUUAUUGUCCCCACUCAUAACAUUGAGGUUCUGGAAAACCAAGAGCCAGGGGUUGCCUACACUGUUUUGGCUUCUGAUAUGGAUGCUGGCAAUAACGGAGCUGUCAGGUAUCAUAUAAUUGAUGGAAAUACUGAUGAAUACUUUGCUAUUAACGAAACAUCAGGAGACCUCUCAACCACUCGCGCUUUGGACCGGGAGCAAGUCAGCAAUUUUACCUUAGUCAUCCUGUGCUCCGAUCUAGGGGACCCACCGAGGAGCUCUCUAGCGCAGUUGCACGUCAGAGUUUUGGACGACAAUGACCAUGAGCCUGCCUUCCCCACGCUGCAUUACCAGGCCUCUGUGAGAGAAGAUGCUGCAGUGGGGACAGUGGUUCUUGUGUUGUCUGCCGUGGACAAGGACGAAGGUCUGAAUGGGCAAACUGAGUAUUUUCUGGCGGGUGAAACUUCUGGUGCAUUCACCAUUGAUCCUGUGGUGGGGACAUUGAGAACCUGCCACACCUUGGACCGAGAAGCCAGAUCUCAGCAUACGUUCAGGGCUGUGGCCAGAGACUGUAGUGUCCAGGGCUCAAGAAGCACCACAGUCAUUAUUAAAGUGCAUGUCAUGGAUGUUAAUGACAACAAUCCAGUGUGGGAGCAGAACCCCUUUGAAAUUUUUCUUUCCCCCCAGUCACCUACUAACCAGACAACUGCCAUUCUGACAGCCAGUGACCCCGACUUGGGACCCAAUGGAACGGUCAUGUUUGGUUUCGCAGAGACUCAGUCAGUGUUUUCAAUUGAUGAGUAUACAGGAGAAGUUCAGCUUCGGCACAACCCAUCUUCAGAACAUUUUCCAAUCUUGCUGCAGUUAAAAGUUAUGGACCAAGGGGUCCCAGCUAGGACAGCCCCUGGCCUCUUAGUCGUUCACAUGGAAGGAGAAGAUGGAAAGAUUUCCUUCAGCCACCCUCUUUAUAAAGGGACUGUGACUGAAAAUUGUGAUGCAGGUACUUCUAUUGUGACUGUAAAAGCUAUUGCUCCUGACCCAAUACAAGACAGCAUUAAAUAUUCCAUUUUUAGUGGAAACGAAGAUGGGGUUUUUUCCCUGUGCUCCAACUCAGGAGAACUCACUGUGAAAGAACCCAAGUUUCUGGACUUUGAAGUCAGAAAUGAAGUACAGCUCAUCAUUUUAGCAGAAAGUAGGGGACAUAGAGCCUUCAGCAAAGUAGCAGUCUUGAUACAAGAUGUGAAUGAUAACUUACCGUGCUUUGAGCAGAGCAUGUACAAAGUAUCAGUGCCUGAAGGCCAUUUCUACAAUGCUCAUAUCAUACAGGUUUUUGCUACCGACCUGGACAGUGGAUUGAAUGGCCUCAUUGAGUACUCUAUUCUCUCUGGGAACCAAGAGGAAGCCUUCCACAUGGACGCGCUGAGUGGUAUGGUGACAGCAAAUGCGAUUCUAGAUUACGAGUUCACCAACUCCUACAGCUUGAUUGUGCAAGCUACAGAUAAGGGGAUGCCCAGACUUUCUGGUACAAGUGUGAUCAAGAUACAGGUGACCGAUACAAAUGACAAUGCCCCUGCGUUUCUCCCCUCUGGAGAAGUGGAAAUUGCAGAAAAUUCUUUGCCUGGUGUGAUUGUGACUCAGAUAUCAGUUCAUGAUGUGGAUUUGAAUCCAGCUUUCAUCUUCAAUUUUGCCAAAGAGAGUAAUCCUGGAACCAAGUUUGCCAUUGAUCGGAACACUGGAGCAGUGGUGCUAGUGAAAACAUUGGAUUUUGAAGAAGCUACUGAAUAUGAGCUGCUCGUCCAAAUUUCAGAUACUGUGCAUCACACAGAGGGAAGAGUCAUGGUCCGUGUGUUGGACGUCAAUGACAACCCACCAGUAUUUUCUCAAGAUUCUUACCAGGCCACUGUUCCCGAAUCAGUGUCUGUAGGGUACUCGGUGCUGACUGUGGCAGCCACAGACAUAGAAAGCAACGAGAACAUUUCUUACAGAAUCCUUUCCUCAUCGAAGGAAUUUUCAAUUGAUCCGGUGAAUGGCACAAUAUUUACUAUCAGUCCUCUAUUACGUCUGGAUAAAAAAUCAACAAUCCAGUUUCUUGUUGAAGCCAGUGAUGGUGGAAUUCCUGACCUGAGUGCUCUUACCUUAGUAGAAAUAGAAAUACAAGAUACAAACAAUUAUGCCCCUGAGUUUGCAAUAGAAUAUUAUAACCUUAGCUUGAGUGAAGAUGUUCAAAUUGGAGGCACACUUCUCACAUUUUCAACCAUGGACCGUGACUGGACCUGUGAAAACAUCCAUGUUGAUUAUUCUAUCAUCAGUGGUAAUUCACAGAAUAAUUUCCAUGUAGAAACCAGUUUCAUUCAUUCAGAAUAUCCGUAUAAGCAAGUUGGUUAUCUGGUGUUGCUUCAUAGUCUGGACAGAGAAGCAGCUGCUAGUCAUAACCUUGUCAUCCUGGCAUCUGACCAUGGCUUCCCUCCAUUGAGCUCUACAGCCAUUGUAUCAAUAGAAGUACUUGAUGUCAAUGAUAAUCCACCCAAAUUCAACACUCUGAAAUACCAUGCCCAUGUCAAGGAAAGUACCCCUCUAGGGAGUCACAUCACUGUGGUCUCUGCAACUGACCGUGAUGUGGGUCCACAUGCAGAAAUUGUCUACUACAUAAUCUCUGGAAAUGAGAAAGGGCAUUUUCAUUUGGAAGGGAAAACUGGAGUUCUUUAUUUGAUUAAACCUCUGGAUUAUGAAGAAAUGACAAAAUUCACUUUAACUAUUCAAGCUUCAGAUGAAGAGAGGAAGCAUUUUUCUUUUGCGGUCAUGUUUAUCAAUGUCCUGGAUGAUAAUGACCAUGCACCUCAGUUUAUGUUCUCGAGCUUGAAUUGUGUUGUUCCUGAAAAUGUGCCUGUUUUCUCUACCAUAUGUUCCGUAAAUGCUUUGGAUUUUGAUGCAGGUCCUUAUGGAGAAUUGACCUAUUCUAUUUCAUCACCCUGUUCCACCAUUCAUAGGAUGCCUCAUGAUCAUGAUCCCUUCCUCAUUGACCCUUUAACAGGGGAUAUUCACACUAAGCAAGUCCUUGACUAUGAAAAUGACAACAAAUACUGCCUCACAGUUCAGGCAAAAGACAAAGGGGACUCAGCAGCCUCCUUAAUGGUUUGGGUGGAUAUUGAAGGGAUAGAUGAGUUUGAACCCAUUUUUACUCAAGAUCAGUAUUUUUUCAACCUUCCAGAAAAGAAUAAAGCAAGACAGUUGAUUGGCAGAGUGGAAGCAUCAGAUGCAGAUGCUGGUAUUGAUGGAGUUAUUCUUUACUCUUUGGAAACUCCAUCUCCUUUCUUUUUAGUAAACAAAACUAAUGGAAAUAUUUAUUUGGCUAGAGCGCUUCCCCUGAUAAGAAGUCAAAUCCGUGAACAGGACAUCAUUGAAAUGAAAAUAAUUGCUCACAGUCCCAAACCGGACUCCAAGUUUACAUUUUGCAGUGUUUUUGUAAAUGUGUCUUCUUUCUCAGAAGGACAACACUCAGCAAUAUCAGGUAUCAGCUUUUCAAUCAGCCUCACAGUCUCCUUUUUAGUGUUUCUGAUACUCAUCUUCAUACUAAUUGUAUUGAUUUUAAGACAUAAACAAAAAGACACAGCAAAGAAUUAUGAAGAAAAGAAAACCUCAUCAUCCUUAGAUAUCAAUUUGAGACUGACCACAGAGGGCGGCAUGCUCAAGACCUACCAAAAAGCUCAGGAGUGCCAUAAUGAGGCAGUGGCUGUGGACUCCAUGCCUGAGUGGUUGAGUUUAAUAAGUAUCAUGGAGAAAGACAUUGUGAAUCUGUACAGGCACUCAAACUCCAGUGGCCACUGUUCUGUGGAAGGAGAAAGUGCAGAAGAUAAGGAAAUCCAGAGGAUAAAUGAGCAUCCUUACAGAAAGGACUCUGGCUCAGCAAUGAGUGACCGGGAAUCCAGGGUCCCAGACUCUGGAAUCCCGAGGGACUCAGAUCAGCUCUCCUGCUUAUCUGGAGAAACCGAUGUGGUGGUCACUGCCGAAACCGCAGAAACCAGCCACACAUUUGAGGAAGAUCAAGAAGGCUGUGGUACAACCUGUGUUCAAAAUUUUGUGUUACCUCAGACACUAAAGAAGAGAGAGAGAAAGGAGAACAUCCUGGCUGAUGUCAGGAGAGAGUUUGCCUUUAUUUCACAUGAUCAGGAAGUGAGCUGUGUAGCUCUUUCCACCCAGAGAACCUCCAAUCAUGAUGUGAGAGGCAGCUACCACUGGGAUAAUCUCCUCAGUUGGGAACCCAAGUUCCAACCUCUCGCCUCGGUAUUUAACGAUAUCGCAAAACUGAAAGACGAACAUUUACAUACACCUGGCGUUCCAAAAGAGAAAUCUUUAGUUAUUCCACCACCUUUGAUAACAGCAGUAGCCCAGCCUGGGAUUAAAGCAGUUCCACCAAGAAUGCCAGCCAGAACUCCAGGGUAAGUGCUUCAGAAAUACCCACACUCCCCCCUUCCCUACCAUCUCAGUUCUCUGCCGGAAGUCACGACCCACAGCUUUUCCCCAUCUCUUUUCCUGCUGACCACACAGACACCUGCCAGGACCCCACUGUUUUCAGAGGGGGAGUCGUUAGGAACACAUCUAAGUGGGACAUGCCGUGAACUUAAAGCAGAAGAUGAAGUUCAAAUAUAACAUGAUUGUGAUGUCAGGUACCUGCUCACCCUUGGUCAUGAAUGGUAAGACAAUACAUUCUUAGGCUAGCUUCUUAAGAUUGGCUACAACGUAGUGAGGGAUUUCAGAACCUCCUCAUUUAAGUUUCUCAAAUUUCUUCCAGCCUUAAUGAGAAGUUAUCACCUCCUUUAACCUUUAUGUUUUGCUCUCAGGACUCAAGUUUGUACGUAUAACUAAUGUGUAUUCUGUCAUUGGUUUUCUGUAUGAUUAGAUCUCCAAAGGACACAAUGAAGUUGACUGACUGCCAAAAUGCUUAUAUGAAAAUAUAUGGUAAUAAGUAUAGUGCAGUCUGGUCACAUUACUGCUGAUUAUACUGCUAUAUCUAAAAUAAAUUAGUAAAGAGUGAAUAAGGAAUGAAUGUAGAACAUAAAAAAUAAUGGAACAGAGAAACUGGAAAGGAUAAACUUAGAUUUGAAAAUGAAAUGAUUUUCUGUAGAUCCAAUAUGUUUAGAGAUGUAUUUCUCCACUUUCCCCAUAUGCUACACUUACAGAAUUUUACCAUAAUUUGAAUUUUAAUGUGGUGUCUUUUGGAAACCUAAUGAGAAGUUACAAAUGAAAUUUGUCAUAACUGUACCAAAUAAGAGAACUAUUCUUGAUUAAAUGAACCAGAAAUGCAUGUUCUUGAUAGAGGGCCAGGAUGAUAAAAGCAAUAAGGAUAUGGCUGACCACCACCUAAGACAUAUUUCCUUGGCCUUCUUUAUAAAUACAAUGACAAUUUUUUUCAGAGCUCUGUCUUAUAACAGGUACAGGUAUACACAUUAAAUUUUGAAGAUUCAUAUUUGUAGAUAUUUCUUCAUUUUAUUUUCUUUGAGAUACAGUAACUUUUGGUGUGAAAUAAUUUAUCCAACUUCAGUGUCACUUUUAAAAGUUUGCAUAGAUAAAAUUAUGUUAUUAGCUAAUAACAAAUUUCAUAGAGUAAUUUAGCAAUAUAUUUUUAAAUGAAGAUUUUUUUAUAUAAAUAUUUCUACUAUAAAAGCUAAGAAUGGAUGUCACAAGUUUCUCUUCCACUUGUUCAUAUUCAUGUUUAGCUUUAACUGUCAUUAGACGGAACAGUUUGGAAACAUGGUUAAAAUAAUUCCGUAUUGUACAGCUACUGUUUCAGAUAUAUAGUGCUGUUAUGUGGUGCUUACAUGUAAUGCUAUAUCCUUCUCCCUGGUGAGCCUGAGAAUCCAUCAAAGAUUCUUAUCCCUUCCAGGAAAGCAGACUGCAUGCUGCUGCUGAUGGUCCAGAAGUCAUCCAUGGUAGGCAAAUGGCCAGGCGUUGGGAUAAGAGUGUAGGAUCCUAAUGUCAAGUCUAGAAGGCAUCUGAUAUAGUUUUCUUUUUUAAAUUUUUUAAUGUUUAUUUAUUUUUAGGGGAGGGGCAGGGAGA